Messenger RNA from Perkinsus marinus ATCC 50983, 366 nucleotides. RefSeq lists its product as hypothetical. The record is from RefSeq and is a predicted model, not a curated record. Bases 1 to 366 code for a protein of 121 amino acids. NCBI's taxonomy places the organism in Eukaryota, Perkinsozoa, Perkinsida, Perkinsidae. The transcript is spliced from 3 exons.
AUGACCAAGCAACAACGUGAUGUGUUGUAUAAGAAGCUGAAGGAGAGCCAGAAGGGUGGUGGUGGCCUGGACUCUCAACAAGUAAAGCCCUCCUCUUUGGGUGGAGAAGAAAUUACGACUACAUCAGCUAUGGUAAUCGAUUCUCACCCUCAUGGACUAUUCUACAUGGAUGUUAAGCUCACCUUCAGAGAUGUUACGACCAAUCUUCUGAUCGCACUGUGGGGAAGAGCUCUUAUUGAUAGUGUGGAACUUGCUACUGCUAUGGAAAGGGCUGGAUGUGAAGUAGCCCAUAACAUGAAGAAUGUUCAUGUUACUCUAGCAGAUGGCAGGAAGAUUACUCCAUUAUGUCUUCUAAAAGUGGACUGA